CUAAACCUUAAUAAAAUACAUCAUCUAAUUUCAUAAGAAAUGAUAAAAAAAAGAAGAAGAUAGGAAAAGGGAUAGUGAGAAAGAAGGCAACAAAUAACUUGACACCACCAAAAAGCUUUAGAUUGGUUUUGAUAUCAAACUCAACAACAAAAACACCUUUCCUUCCCCCCCCCCCCCCCCAACCCCAAAACCUUAUAGGAAGAAAAAUGGAAGAGAAGGAAAAGAAGAAGAACAAGAAGCAAAAACAUCAACACCCCAAUGAUCAAACAACUAAAUCAUCAGUACCAGCAUCGGAUUUUUCAUUCAAGCCUAGCAAUGAAGUAAAGGGUCUAAGAUUUGGUGGGCAGUUCAUUGUAAAAUCGUUCACAGUCAGGCGAGCAAGGCCACUAGAAUUACCCAAACUACUUGAUUUCCCACCGUUGUUGAACAAAAACAAGCAGCUUCCUUUCCCUACCACCACAGCUUUUUUACCUACAAAUUUCACCAUCUUAGCUCACCAUGCUUGGCAUACACUCACCUUAGGUCUCGGCACCAAGAAAUCCAAAGUGGUUCUAUUUGUUUUCGAAUCGGAAGCCAUGAAGUUGGGUGUAGAUAGAGUUUGGCCAUCAGAGAUCCCACUUGGUGAAGUCAACAAGAAGCUGAUAAGAGGGUUAAAAGGGUGUGAAAUGGCGAGGUUUAAGUUCAGGAAAGGGUGUAUUACGUUCUAUGUUUAUGCAGUUAGAGGGAUUGGAACUAUGGGAUUUUCAUGUGCUGACGAUUUGAGGACUAUUUUGCAAUCAGUUGUGGCACUCAAAGAUUUCUUGGAUCAUACUGCUAUGCUUGCUAUGCCUAAUCAGAGAAGCCUUAAUUACUCCCCUCAACUUGCAAUGGCUCAUUAAUCUUUCAUUUUUCUUCUUUUGAUCUUUUUUUAGUUUUAUUUCUGGGGGGAGAUUGGUUUAUUUAUUGGAUGAUUUUUUGUUCAUCUUAUUAAUUAUAUAUAUAUAUAUAUAUUUCAACAAAUUUGUAGCAUGAAUAAAUUUGCAAGUUCUUUUUCAA
Gossypium raimondii (Peruvian cotton) is the source of this 1035-nucleotide messenger RNA. RefSeq lists its product as uncharacterized. NCBI's taxonomy places the organism in Eukaryota, Viridiplantae, Streptophyta, Magnoliopsida, Malvales, Malvaceae. Bases 207 to 878 code for a protein of 223 amino acids. The record is from RefSeq and is a predicted model, not a curated record. The transcript has a single exon.